This is a messenger RNA of Ornithodoros turicata, 1518 nucleotides long. RefSeq names its product E3 ubiquitin-protein ligase SIAH1A-like. Gene Ontology annotation, molecular function: zinc ion binding; ubiquitin protein ligase activity; ubiquitin conjugating enzyme binding. The transcript is spliced from 4 exons. Gene Ontology annotation, cellular component: cytoplasm. Gene Ontology annotation, biological process: proteasome-mediated ubiquitin-dependent protein catabolic process; multicellular organism development. NCBI's taxonomy places the organism in Eukaryota, Metazoa, Arthropoda, Arachnida, Ixodida, Argasidae. The coding region runs from base 275 to 1186 and encodes 303 amino acids. The record is from RefSeq and is a predicted model, not a curated record.
CAACACUGGUUGGUUAGAUGUCGUUUCGCCAUUGUCGAUUGAGGAUGCGAUCGUUAGAAUUAUGUGCGCCUUUUAUUGAUAUAAUGUGACUUAUGUUACUGUAAUGCGCUUUUAUUUCAUGAAGAGCUGUCGUUGCUUCAUAACAGUUCAGAAAUUUCGUAACGGGGGAAGCCAGGCGAGGCCGAAGGGGCAUGAAUAUGGCGAACGUAGAGCCUGUUGAGGAGGAAAGGCCUAAAAAAUAAUAUUUCUCGCUAAUUGCUGUUCAAGUGUCGGCAUGAAUCGAGAGGGAUGGAAGAGAAAGCCCGAAGGGUCAAACAACCCAUCCCAGCGACCCCAGGGCACCCAGGGAGACGCUUUCGUGUCAGAGUUUCGGGGCCGCUGCGCAGAGGGCCGGAGUGUGUCUCCGAGCUCGACACCCACCCCAAACUCUACAUCUGCCUUGGCAAGCCUAUUCGAGUGCCCCGUCUGCUUCGACUACGUGCUCCCCCCAAUCUUGCAGUGUCAGAACGGCCACUUGGUUUGCUCUACCUGCCGUCAAAAGCUCACUUGUUGUCCAACCUGUCGUGGACCUAUGGGCAACAUCCGAAACCUGGCAAUGGAAAAAGUAGCUAAUUCGGUAUUCUUCCCGUGUAAAUACUCUUCCAAUGGGUGCGCCGCAUUGUUGUCCCACUCGGAGAAGCCCGAGCACGAGGAAACCUGCGAAUUUAGGCCAUACCCGUGCCCGUGCCCAGGCGCUUCCUGCAAGUGGCAGGGCUCGCUCGACGAGGUCAUGACUCACUUAAUGCACUCUCACAAGUCAAUCACCACACUCCAAGGUGAAGACAUCGUUUUCCUCGCCACGGACAUCACGCUACCCGGCGCGGUCGACUGGGUCAUGAUGCAGUCCUGUUUUGGCCACCAGUUCAUGUUGGUCCUCGAGAAGCAGGAAAAAUACGACGGCCACCAGCAGUUCUUCGCCGUCGUGCAGCUGAUUGGUUCGCGCAAGCAGGCCGAGAAGUUCAUCUACCGGCUCGAGCUCAACGGACACAAGCGUCGACUGACGUGGGAGGCCACUCCGCGGAGCAUCCACGAGGGGAUACAGGCAGCCAUCAUCAACAGCGAUUGCCUGGUGUUCGACACGAGCAUCGCUCACCUGUUCGCGGAUAACGGGAACCUCGGCAUCAACGUCACCAUCUCGUUUGCGUGAAGACAACGGGAAGACGCUAGUUGAGUGUAACCUAACUGUGAAAGACUACUGAAUACUGUAUUGAAGUGAGUUGUGACAUGAACUUGCAGUUUUCCGACUGCUGAGUUCUUCCGCGGUACGCAGUGCUUUGGAUUAUGUGCAUAGACGAGGAAGAGACUGACCGUCCACCUUGGACGCGGAGCUUACUGCUCGUACAUGAGAGGUGCUGCUGUUUACACUUGUGAUCGACGUUACUGGCAUUAUAAACGAGGGGGAAAACCUGCUGUACGAGGUUAGAAAGUUAAUUUCAGACUCGUGAUUGAUGCUGAAAAUGUUCUUCUGAAGAUCUUCGA